GGAGUGGUGUGAGACGGAACCGGAAGUAGGACAAGAAGUGGCUGAUUUUUUGGCGGUAGCGCAUAAUCUGAUUUGUGACUGGAUGGCAACGGAAGGGGAUACUGACGGGAUUGUAUGAGGAAGAGUUCCAUGUCGUCCACACUCCAUAUCAGAAGGUGGCGGUAAUGCAAAGUAGAAGGUUGCUUGCCAACUGCCAUUAAACUAAAGAAGAAGAAGAAGAAGAAGAAAACGCGUACAUGACAGCCAAAUAUCUCAACUCUUACGUGUUAUAAAAGAGCCUAAAGACGACGUGCGCAAACAAACAGGAAGUCUUGCUCUUUCGUUCCCUCAAAGAUAAACAGGCGCCAAUUCGAUCGUUUGGAAUAACAAGUGCAUACACUUAUAAAGCAAAGUGUGUAUUCCAACCACCUUCCUCGAGGGUUAUGUUUUUUAACAUCAGAAAUUGCCUGCUAUUUAUUGGUUUUCUGCCUAAACAUGAUGGAUGUUAUCCGGUUUCUCCGAAGCCAAAAGGUCAAGCUGAUAGAAAUUCUCAGCGCGGAUGCUGACUUUGUUGUGCAGCACGCGGACUCUCGUUCUCUGCUGUCUCCCGCGGGAUACGAGCAGGUGCAAGCAUGCAGAAUUUCAAGUGAGAAAGUGGUGCUGCUCCUUGAUCACAUCAUCAAGAGAGGGCCUGUGUCAGCAUGGGGACUGCUGGAGUUACUGAAGGAGCCACCGCUGCAAGAAACUUUCCCGAUGCUGGACUCUUUGAAGAAUCAGCAAGUCGACUCAUUGGCGUGCGAUACCCAGAGAAAAAGAAAGUUAGUUCCUGAUGUUAAACAUGAGACUAUUACACACAUUAAAAUAUGCAAGAAAGAAGAUUCUCACAUCGUGUCGGAAAGGCAGCUGAUGAUCGUCGCAUGCGGCAUGGGACGAUCUUGGAGAGAAAUCGGCAGGCUGGCUUUGCAAAUCCCCACGGUGAGGCUGGAGCAGAUCGAAGAGGACCAUUCCAUCCUGAAGGAGCGCGCGUUUGCAAUGCUAAACUAUUGGAGGAUAUGCCAGAGGAAAAAGGCCACUGCCGCUUACCUGCACUCCCUGCUUAGUCAAAAAGACUGGGCACUGCCUCCUGAGAGAAUUGACUUUCUUUUAGAGACCAACUGAGGCAUUUUUAAACAUUCCUUUUCAAAGGAAACUUUGGGUAUGAUGCCUCCCUACUUUUCACAUUCAACAAUUAUGGUGAUAUCUUCUACAAGCCUCAACAUAAAUCCAAUAGCUGGCAGUGAAAUUCCAUUUUAAACUUUUCAACCCUU
Nerophis ophidion (straightnose pipefish) is the source of this 1286-nucleotide messenger RNA. RefSeq lists its product as uncharacterized. The record is from RefSeq and is a predicted model, not a curated record. NCBI's taxonomy places the organism in Eukaryota, Metazoa, Chordata, Actinopteri, Syngnathiformes, Syngnathidae. Gene Ontology annotation, molecular function: protein binding. Bases 475 to 1137 code for a protein of 220 amino acids. The transcript is spliced from 6 exons. Gene Ontology annotation, biological process: regulation of apoptotic process; signal transduction.